GAGGCUAAUGUGCAGUUCCACGUGUAUACGUUUACUCCUGUGUAUGUUCUUGUAGGCUUACUGUUAAAGUAAUUAGUUUUAGUCUGUGGUUGCACUGUCCUCAGAAUAUUACUUAGUAGCUACAAGAAAACAUCUGCCAUGUGUUUCUUGCCGUUGCGCUUUUAGAAAGUCACAUGACCAAGGCUCGCGCGAUCUGUGCGCUUUGCCGAAUCGGCGUGUACCACUCAUGAACAGUAGCCUAUUUGCCUCCAGUUUGCAGUUGGACCCAUGGUCAGGUAACAGUCAUGGUGUCAAAUAAUCAGGUGUUUCAAACAUUGUAUUUUACAACAGACAGUGUGACCACGUGCUGCACUGUUUCACCAGAGGUCUAGUUUUAUUGCUUUAUAGUUUCUCUGUCCCCACCUAACAUUGCCUACUUUUCGAGUUGUGUUACAAGCCAUUUGCAGCAGUGUGUUAGUUUUGUUAUUCCAAAACAUUUUCUUUAAACAGGCCUAAAUACUCUCCUUACAAUACAGUAAAAAUGAGUCGACAAGUCGGAUUAUGCACAGCCAAAGUAGUUAUAAUCGGAGCCGGAUUCGCAGGUCUUGCCGCUGCAGCCACUCUAUGCGAAAGUGGAUUUCAAAAUGUUAGGAUCCUGGAAGCCAAAGGAAGAGUUGGCGGGAGGGUGCACACUGUCAGACCUUUUGGUUCAGACAUCAUAGAGCUAGGGGCUAAUUGGAUCCACGGGCAAGUAGGAAACCCUCUCUUUGAACUUGGUCAGAAGCAUGGUCUGAUGUCGGAAAGCUCUGCGGCCAGCACCAAAAUGUGCCUGCCUGGGUCUGUAACUCCGUGUGACUAUUUCUUUAGGGAGGGUGGGAGAUUACUCCGGGAGGAGGACGUCGAGCCGGUGUGUGCCCUUUUCAGUCGACUGACCUCCCGCGCAUUUGACUCCGAGUUGGACGACAAGCAUCGCUGCCUCAGCCUCGGGGGUUACCUGGACGAUGCCUUUUCAGAAUCUCCUUUGUCAGCAACUGCGGAUGUCCAAAAAGUGUACGAAUGGUGCAAGCGGUGUGAGUGCACUGACGAGGCAAGUUCCUCCCUUUAUGAGGUGUCUGCCUCAGAGAUUGGUCACUAUGUGGCACUUGACGGAGGCUUUUUCAAUUCCCUUGGCCCAGGAGGAUAUCAAGCCUUCAUAGACAUACUUCUGAACAAGUUGCCUCCAGGCCUAGUAAUGACAAAUACACCUGUGGUAAAGAUUGAAUGGGCGUUAAAUGAGAAACAUCAGGACAAAGAUGUAACUCAUCCUGUGAAGGUUGUCUGUGAAGAUGGUCAGAUCUUUGAAACAGACCAUGUGAUCGUAACAUUGCCAUUGGGGGUGCUGAAGCAGACUGCAGAAAGGAUGUUUAACCCCCCUCUCCCUGACAUGAAGAUGACUGCUAUCAAAAGACUUGAACUUGGAGUCGUUGACAAGAUCUACCUGUGCUUUCCUGAGAGGUUUUGGCCAGAGGACUGUGCUGGGAUACAGCUUCUGUGGGAUGAGGGACCAGAGGAUGCUGCAGUCUACAACUCUCAGCUAGAAGGGGAGGCUUGGAAAGAGACCUGGUUUAAGAAGAUAUGUGGCUUUGACACAGUAGCUCGUCAUCCCAAUGUGCUGUGUGGCUGGAUCACAGGCAGAGAGGCUCUUCACAUGGAGAAGAUGCUGGAUGAAGAAGUGGGCAAAGUCUGUGUGAGUCUCCUCAGGUCCUUCACUGGCUGGCCUGUUCCUGAGGUGUCUGAGGUGCUGUUGACCAGGUGGGGAUGUGACCCCUAUGUGCGUGGCUCCUACACAUUUGUCCCCCAGGGGGCGCAAGCGGAGAGGGAACACGGCGCGCUGGCUGCACCGCUUCCCUCUGAGCCACACUCUGCCAACACAAAGCCUCUGCAGGUGCUGUUUGCUGGGGAGGCGACGCACGUGAACUUUUACACCACUACGCACGGCGCUUAUCUCACAGGUAUCAGAGAGGCACAGAGGCUCAUUGACCUCUAUCCCUACUAGGAGCUGUUGAAGGUGCACUGUGGAAUAUUUUUAGCAGUUACUUUCCAGCAACUCACGCUGCCCAUUCACAAAUGAUGUUGCCUUUUGCACGAAUACCGACCACCACUAUCAAAUUCUAACUAUUCAUUAUGACUAUUCAUUAUGAAAAUUGGAGGGAUCUUCUCAAUUUCCGCCACUUUGAAUGUCCAGAAAUGUACAUUUUUAGCUGCAAAACUGUAUUUUGCUCAUGCUAGUAAAUAUUCUUUUAUUAUUUAUUAAAUACGCUUGAAAGCAUCAAAUUUGGCAAAACAGUUUCAAUGAGCAGCGUAGCUGCAAAACCAUCCUACACAGUGCACCUUUAAGUAUAAGGACUUCUCUGCCAAGAUACUGUUGGAUCACUGUCUUCAUGGAGUUCUUGCAAGUAGUCAGACACCUUAUGAAGCUGUACAUGACCAUCUUAGACUGGUCUUACUGGGCGAAUACACCGGUGGCGACAAGAUUAAGCGACAGCAAUUCGCUGCACUGCAGCAAGAGCGUUAUGAGCGAUAUAAGCUACUUGGUAUGUCUGUUGAAAGCAGAAUGCACGCAUUCCGACAUUCCCAUUGGCUGUGGUGUCUGUUGCUGAACCGCUUCAUAGUUCAUUGGUAUAAUAUUCACUGAAGCCCAACUCCAAAACUGUCGCUCAAAUCGCCUUUAGUCGCCCAAACCGCUUGACUUUUGCCUCUGCUGUCGCCAGUGAGUGAAUGCAAAGUCAGUUACUUCCGUUGCUUGAAUCGCUCAAGUCGUGUCCGUUCUAUUCAUGCCUUUAGAAAGCACUGCACAGCUUUAAAAAGCUGGUUGCUUUGGUUCCAAUGUUUCACUCAAAAUGUUUAUUUAAAAAGCUCAAAAACACUAUGAAACAAAUCAAUAAAAUGUUCAAUGAGAGAUUUGAUUGUAAUUUACGUAAAUACUAGCCUAGAAAUCUAGACGCCCCUAGCGACCGCAAAUUGAAUUUGCUCCCGGGGCUUUUUGCUGUACGGGUCUGGCUGCGCUAGGCUACGUAAAUACAUCAAUUAUUUGAUUCAGUACCAGGGAAAUUAUAAUGCUUGUGGAACAGAAAGAUUUUCUUAAUUAAUGUUGUAAAUUAUACCGUAAAAACAGUGUGUGAGAGGUGAUAUCCACACCAAGAUGGGACAGAACAUUCAGAAAUUUGAAAAUUCACACAUUUGCACUGGACAAUAAAGUGUUACUGAGUAUGUUUGUAA
Messenger RNA from Engraulis encrasicolus (European anchovy), 3237 nucleotides. RefSeq lists its product as uncharacterized. Bases 521 to 2014 code for a protein of 497 amino acids. The record is from RefSeq and is a predicted model, not a curated record. Lineage: Eukaryota; Metazoa; Chordata; Actinopteri; Clupeiformes; Engraulidae. The transcript has 3 exons. Gene Ontology annotation, molecular function: polyamine oxidase activity.